GUCCGAUGGUAGGACAGGUUCUGUGCUCAUCCGGCGGUUCAGUAUAAAACUGAACGUUCUGAUGCGCACCAGUGACAGUACGGUGCGAGAAGUGACAAAGCUGAGAUCCAGAAGUUGAUCUCUGUGCCGGUCGAUGCGAGUGGGAUUCAAAUUCGUGGAAAAAGAACUUUACCCCCCCCCGUACGCCACGGGUACGGAAGUGGACUAGUGGAAGUGAACUGAGUGUGAUUUGUGAUUUGAGUGAGCUUGUGCAAUGAUGAUGCGAUCGCUAGUGUUUGCAGUGAGUUUGGCGCUUCUUCACGCGCACGUGGAGGCGAAUCCACGCUUCAAUGGAUACACGUACGAUACGCCAGAAUUCACUGGGUAUCACUAUACGACGCCGUCCUGUGGUUUGCCGCCACCAUGCACAGACACCACCACGGUCGUCCAGCCAACCUACAUUACCAAGACGUCCGUGUCCACCGAUGUCCGGACCCAGAUCAUCCCAACCACCGUCACUAGCCGCACGACGCUCUACACGACGAACGUGCUGACGGAAACGAAAACGUUACCACCCGUUACCGCCACCAAAACCUCCAUCCGUACCAGCACCGUUACCUCCCGCACAACGGACACAACUUUCCUCACCGAAACGGAAACGGAAACGAAAACCAAAACGGACUACCUAACCAAAACUUCGAUCUCGACGAGAGUCAUCCCGACGACCAUUGUCCUGACCACGACGGAGCCGCCGGUCACCGAGACGCAAACCAAAACGGAACGAAUCACGUCCACCCGUACCAGCACAGCGAUACGCACCAGCGUCUCCACCACAACCGAGCUACUGCCAACGCCAGUCUACACCACCCUCACGGACACGACCACCGUCACCAGGGUUACGGCCACACCGCAGCCAACUACGAUCGUACGAACGCAAACCGUACCGAUCACGACAACGGUCACGCUAUCCUGCACCCCGACGCUAUCCUACCUGCCACCGGUACCGGCGACCUGUCCACCGACCAGGGAGUAUCUGCCACCCGCGAAUGACUAUCUGCCACCGCCACCGCCAGCAGAACCACCAGUAAGCUAUCGUGCCGCCCAGCAGAAGAAGGACGUUUCGUAUCUGCUAUCGCGCAAGAACCUAUACCAGCUGCUGUAGAGAGUUUGGUGAAAUUCGCUUUACAACACAAUAAAACACUACCAUUACCGACAGUGAGCA
Messenger RNA from Anopheles stephensi (Asian malaria mosquito), 1201 nucleotides. Its product is annotated as mucin-2-like. NCBI's taxonomy places the organism in Eukaryota, Metazoa, Arthropoda, Insecta, Diptera, Culicidae. The record is from RefSeq and is a predicted model, not a curated record. The transcript has a single exon. The coding region runs from base 254 to 1141 and encodes 295 amino acids.